AUGGCAGCUAGAUUUGACAUUUCCAAAGCGCGCGAGCAGUUUCCCGCACUGCAGCAGGAUCAAGUGUUCCUUGACAACGCCGGCGGCAGUCAAGCGCUUGGGACAGUCAUUGAUUCGUCAUACUUGUCAAAGACCAACGUCCAGCUUGGUGCCUCGUACCAUACGGGCACACAGUCAAACACCAAGUACGAAGAUGGUUACCAGGCAGCCGCAAAGUACAUCAAUGCUGGCCGCGAUGAGAUUGUCCUCGGAGCAUCCACAACCCAGCUCUUCAUGAAUCUCUCACAGGCCAUGAUAUUCAACGAGGGCGACGAGAUCAUCCUCUCGAAGAUGGAACACGAGACUAAUGUCAAGCCCUGGCUCUUCAUGGCCGAGCGUCUCAAGUUGAAAGUGACUUGGUGGCAGUCGGAAAAACCGGAGCUGAAGCUGACGGCCGAGAACCUGAAGCCGCUGCUGUCACCGAAGGUCAAGUUCGUAGCUUGCACACACGUCUCAAACGUGCUCGGUACGAUCCACGACGUCAAAGCAAUUGCAGAUGCAGUGCACGAGGUCGGCGCGUUGCUAUGCGUUGACGGCGUGAGCUUCGCACCACACAGGAAAGUCGACGUGAAGGCGCUCGGCGUGGACUUUUACGCCUUCUCGUGGUACAAGGUCUACGGCCCGCACAUUGCAGUGCUGUACGCCAGCUCGGCAGCGCAAAAGUACGUAAAGCCGCUGUCGCACUUCUUCAACCCGACCAAGACGCUCGAAGACAAGCUCGGCUUCGCAGGGUCCAACUACGAGGGCGUCCAGGCACUGCCCUCCAUCGCGACGUACCUCGAGGGCUCUGACGAGGCAAUCACCGCGCACGAGGGCAAGCUGCAGAAGAUCCUGCUCGACUUCUUGAACUCCCGGGACGACGUUACAGUCGUGGGCUCGGCGUCGGCCGACUCCAAGGAGCGCGUGCCCACCAUUUCGUUCGUUGUCGACGGCAUCAGCCCCAAGACGAUUGUGCUGGAGGCCGAGAAGAUCUCAGACUACGGCUUCCGAUGGGGCCACUUCUACUCGAAGCGGCUGUGUGACGAGGUGCUUGGGCUUGGACCCGAGGGCGUUACGAGAGUCUCGAUGGUGCACUACAACACCGAAGAGGAGAUCCACGGUCUCGUCGAGGUGUUGAAGAAGGUUCUGCCACGGCAGUAG
Molecule: messenger RNA, 1179 nt
Organism: Didymella exigua CBS 183.55
Lineage: Eukaryota; Fungi; Ascomycota; Dothideomycetes; Pleosporales; Didymellaceae
Product: PLP-dependent transferase
Exons: 4
Coding region: 1-1179 (392 amino acids)
Source: RefSeq, a predicted model, not a curated record